GGUGAACGGGCGGCAGGCGGGCAGAGAACUACCGGCACCCGGGAGGAAGCGGGGGCGGCGGGGCCGGGAGCGGGGACCGCGGCUCCGGGAGCGGGAUGCGGUGGCGGCCCGGGACGCCGCCGCGCUUCUUGGGGCUACACCAUGCACCCGGCCGUGGCGGUGGGGCUGGUGUUCGGCGGCUGCUGCAGCAACGUGGUGUUCCUGGAGCUGCUGGCCAGGGAGUUUCCAGGAUGUGGGAACAUAGUGACAUUCUCCCAGUUCCUGUUUAUUGCAGUGGAAGGCUUUAUCUUCGAAGCCAACUUUGGGAGGAAGAGGCCGGCCAUACCAAUAAGGUACUAUUUCAUCAUGGUGGCCAUGUUCUUCACUGUCAGUGUGGUGAAUAACUAUGCCCUGAACUUAAAUAUCGCCAUGCCGCUGCACAUGAUCUUCAGAUCAGGUUCUCUCAUAGCAAGCAUGGCUCUAGGUAUCAUCAUUUUGAAGAAAAGAUACAGCGUAUCUAAAUACACGUCCAUAGCCCUGGUGUCCCUGGGGAUCUUUACCUGCACUUUCAUGUCUGCAAAGCAAGUGGCAUCUGACUCUGGCUUGAAUGAAGAGGAUGGACUCCAGGUUUUCUUGUGGUGGCUGCUAGGUAUUGCUGCGCUCACCUUCGCCCUCCUCAUGUCUGCCAGGAUGGGGAUUUUCCAGGAGACGCUGUACAAGCAGUUUGGGAAGCACUCCAAAGAGGCCCUUUUUUACAAUCACGCGUUACCACUCCCUGGCUUUCUCCUCCUUGCCCCAAACAUCUACCACCACGCAGUCCUCUUCAGCCAGUCCGAGCUGUUCCAGGUCCCAGUGAUCGGGCUGACCCUGCCAAUCAUGUGGUUCUACCUCCUCAUGAACGUCAUCACUCAAUACGUCUGCAUCCGAGGCGUCUUCAUCCUCACCACGGAGUGCACCUCCCUCACCGUCACGCUGGUGGUGACGCUGCGCAAGUUCGUCAGCCUCAUCUUCUCCAUCCUCUAUUUUCGCAACCCCUUCACGGCCUGGCACUGGCUGGGCACCGCCUUUGUCUUCGUGGGGACUCUCAUGUACACGGAGGUGUGGAACAGCCUCGGGCCCUUCCUGGCCCGCUGGAGGAAGAGGCCGAAGGAGGAGUAACGGCUGGGGACUCUCUGCAGGGACCUUUUUAUUGUUUUAUAGAGCAGCAGGGAAUCCCCCAGAGGGGGGUUGUUUUAUAACACGGGGGAGGUUUUGGCUGUGCCAAGCUCCUGGGAAACAUGGAGUCUCCGCUGGGAACCUACCUGAAAUGGAUCAUGAAGAGACAAUACGGUUAUUUUUGCAAGGUUGCAUUUUUUUAUGCAACCCCUUUUGCUUCCAACCUUUCCCUUUUUUUUUUUUUUUUUUUUUUUUUUGUUCUUUUGGUUUGAAUAACCCUUUUUAAGUAACAAAAGCUGACCCAGUUCUCUGUUAGGAGCCCAGCCUCUCUGUGGUGCCGUCACCCACCCCUCCUGGCUUUGAUGAGGUGGGCCCGGAGCCUGUUUGGUGCCGUCCUUCAACGUCCAGGUGGCCGUAGUGGGUGGCUGAGCCCCGGGGAACUGCUCUUUGUGCAGCAGGUUGUUAGUUACACUGGAAAGGCCGGGCCUGGCUGUUAACCCGCGUCCUUGUUACCUGAUCCUACAGCCUGUGCUGGGAGGGUGUCGGAUACACCUGUAGCUACGGCCUUCCAGUCUGCCCAGUACAUCUUCCACUGGGGAAUGGCCCAGGGGGCUGAUUCCCAAGCCACCGAGCCCCCCCGUCACUAGUAGCAGGGGGUAGUUGGGAAUGUGAGGAAACCGAAAAGGGCCGAUGCUACGGGGACAGAAAAUGCCGCUGCGUCACUUUCGCAGCCUUCUCAGGGAGACGGUGAAGUGCUGUUGAGGCUUCGCUGAGUCCUCAGAUGUUGCCCUGAUACUUCACCAGCCGGAGGGUACCGUGGGUUCCUCCUGCUUUGGUUAGGUCCUCAGCGCAGGUCGCUUUUCAGUCACCUCCUACUUUUUCCCUCACUACAGGCAUGUUCAGCGGGCUUCGUUCCCAGCAGUCGGCCGCAACGAACUGCUGCGCCCCAGCUUGUGGUCCCCCGCAUCCAGCCCAACCUCAGGGUUCAAAUGACGCCAAGAAACUUAAGAAGGGCCAGUAAGGCUGAGCUUAUUUCUGCUGCUGGAGGGAGCUGGGUUUACUGUCCUUUCACCCAAGUCUCCUCCCACCCCUUGGGCAUCAGCAUCGCUCGUGGCGUUUCUGUGCCUCAUAGCAGCGUCCACCUGGCGCGGGAGCGGUGUCCCUUAGUGUCACCCCUCAGCUGGGGCAGGGGUGGCUGCGAGAGCUUUGGGGGGGUGUCCCCACGCGUGCAGGCAAUGCCUGUCUCCCAGCAAGGUGAGGGGCCGCAGCCACAGCUCUUCAGGGGCUGCUCGGCGUUGGGCAGAGCAAGGGCUAGUGCGCAGCCUUGGAGCAGAGGGGAGCAUCUUUGCGCUGCCUCAGUUUUCCUGGAGCACCUUGUUCUCGUCAUCAUGGUACUGUCCCUGCUCAGCAGUAUCAACAUGAUGCACGUCAGGCUUGGCCAAGUGAGGACUAUACUCCGUUAUUCCUCCACCCAACGUCCCCAUAGCUUCCAGGCUCAGUGUUUACAGCCCCUGCAACGUUAAACCUGUGCUUGUGGUGGGUUAACCCCGGUUGGCAGCGAAGCACCGCAGGGCUGCUCGCUCACUGUCCCCCACAGUGGGACCAGAUGGUGGGGGACAGAAAGAGUAAAACCAGGAAAAUUUGUGAGUUGAGCUAAAGAUGGAAAGAGGAAGGGGAAAAAAUAAAAAGGCCGGUGAUGCAAAGGCAACCGCUCACCGUCUCCCACUGUCAGCACUCUGCCCAGCUCGUCCCUGGGCUAUGGUGACCUUCCCAAACCCUCCUCCCUUCUGUUUUUAACCUGUAUCGGCCCUCUUGGAUGUGCCCCUUCCCGGCUUCUUGCCCGCCCACAGCCAAAUCCUUGGUGGGGAGCAGAGUGGGAGGAAAGGGAAAGCCUUGAUGCUGUGGGAGCGCUGAAAUGCUGGUGUGUUGUCAGCACUGUUUUAGCCCCAGAUCCAAAGCCCGGCACAAUAUGGGCCGCUAUGGAAAAAGGUGACUCCCAAGCAGCGUCGGUACGGUGCUGACAGACCCUGCAGCCUGCUCCUUCCUGAGAUGCUGAAGGGUUUUUUUGCCUCUUCUGGUUUUGAUUUUUUUUCCUCAGCCUGAAAAAAAACAUGUUUCCAAGGAUUUUGGAGCUGGGGCAACUGUUUCCCCACAGCUGCCCCAGCAUCUAGUGCCGCUUAGCGCCCGCCGCCAGCUGUUUGCGCAGGCUCCGGGGACGCCCCAGGGAGAGGCAAAACCUUUAUCCCUCAUCUUGAUCUUCAAAACUAUUUACACGGAGCUUCAGCUGAGACAGAGAGGCAGGGGCAGGCAAUGCAAAUCCAGCGUGAAAGCGUCGGGGGCCACUGAGCAACCGGUGGGGUUCCGCAAAGCUUAAGACGGGCGUAAGGCCAGGCUGACGGGCGUAAGGCCAGGCUGACGGCCGUGGCGGCGCUUGCCUUAACCCAGGCUGGGGGUUUAGCAAAGCAAUAGCUGAGCGGGUGCCUGAGUGAGUGUAACAUAGUGUACAUAGCCUCCUCGCUCGGUCCCUCUUCGUAUCAAGGGAAUUGCAUGUUGUCCCCAUUUUCCGUGUGAUGGUAGGUUUGGGGGUGUUUGGCUUUCUCUUGUUUUUAAACCGUGUGCCAUACUUGGUCGUCACUUGACCCACGUGUCAACGGUGGGUUAUUGUUGUUGUCAGGGGUAUUUUUUUCAACCUUACAGUAUAAUCUGCGUGUUCCUAAAUAUUUAUAAUUAUUAGAGCGUCACAGAAGGGGCAGCGAUUCCCUUCCCACUGUAGGAGAGCGGGAGAGCUUGCCCAGUUGUGACAUGGAGGAACGGUCCGUGCAGAAGGGCCCCAUUAGCCAAAAUCAGUAUUUGAAUCCAAGGCCCCCCCCCCCAAAAUGGGGCCACUGAUUUGUUUGGUUUUAAACUCUGCGGUAGAGAUAAUAACACAUCAAUUUUUUUAGCAGAGGCUGGAAGGGCGGGUGAGCCAAAGUACUUUUUGAUCAGUGUUCUGGAUUUGCAGAGCUUCUGGAUUGGCUGGUCAGGUUCAGGGUGAUGCUUUUGUGGUUUUUUUU
Molecule: messenger RNA, 4187 nt
Organism: Phalacrocorax carbo (great cormorant)
Lineage: Eukaryota; Metazoa; Chordata; Aves; Suliformes; Phalacrocoracidae
Source: RefSeq, a predicted model, not a curated record